Messenger RNA from Hevea brasiliensis (rubber tree), 1209 nucleotides. Its product is annotated as probable carboxylesterase 2. Bases 153 to 1118 code for a protein of 321 amino acids. Lineage: Eukaryota; Viridiplantae; Streptophyta; Magnoliopsida; Malpighiales; Euphorbiaceae. The record is from RefSeq and is a predicted model, not a curated record. The transcript has a single exon. Gene Ontology annotation, molecular function: hydrolase activity.
AUUAAGUUUGAGUUCAUUAACUUCCUUUCUUUAUGGAGUAGUUGGGUGCUGAAAAUGUUAGGUCCAUCUCUUCUCUUCAACACUAUAAAUUGAUGGAAAUGCUCUCCUAGUCUACCGUAUUCAAUCCUCUCCUCUGUUUUCUACUUUCAGAGAUGGAAAGUAAAGCAGAAUUAUCUCGUAUCAUCUUCCCUUACGUUAGGGUGUACAAAGAUGGAACAAUCGAGAGACUUGCUGGAACAGGUAUUGCUCCUGCAGGCUUAGAUCCUGAGACUGGUGUUCUAUCUAAGGACACCAUGAUUAUUCCAGAAACUGGUGUCUCAGCUAGACUCUAUCUUCCCAAUUCAACAAAAUCUAAUCAGAAACUUCCUCUUGUAAUUUAUUAUCAUGGUGGAGGAUUUUACUUAUCUUCAACUGCUGAUCCCUAUUACCAUCACAGCCUCAACAAAAUAGUUGCUGUGGCUAAUAUCAUACUCGUAUCAGUCAACUACAGGUUAGCCCCUGAGACCCCUCUUCCUGGUGCGUACGAGGACUCAUGGGCUGCACUUGAGUGGGUGGUUUCUCAUGCCAGGGAAAGUACUGGCAGGCACGAGCCAUGGCUCGUUGAUUAUGCAGACUAUGGGAAGGUGUUCUUAGCAGGAGAUAGCUGCGGUGCUAACAUGGCACAUCACUUUGGCUUGAGGAUUAAAGACUCUGAACUGGGUCGAGAGCUGAAGAUUGAAGGAAUUGCCAUGAUCAAUCCUUAUUUCUGGGGAAAAGAUCCGGUGGGUGUGGAGGUAACUGAUCAUCAAAGAAAAACAAUGGUGGAUGAUUGGUGGAUGUUCGUUUGCCCAUCAGAGAAAGGGUGUGAUGAUCCUCUGAUUAAUCCUUUCAUGGAUGGAAAUUCAUCAAGCUUUGAAGGGCUGGGAUGUGACAGACUGCUUGUUUUAGUUGCAGAGAAAGACAUAUUAAGGGAUAGAGGAAGGAUGUACUAUGAAAAAUUGGUGAAAAGUGGGUGGCCAGGGACUGCCAAGAUUAUUGAAACCAAAGGAGAGGAUCACAUCUUCCAUAUAUUUGAUCCCAAUUGUGAGAAUGCUAAGGCCUUGUUCAAACUUCUUGGUUCUUUCUUCAACCAAGCAUAAUUCUGUUUCUUCGUCUAUUAUUUACCUGCUAUUGUUGAUUUGGUUCCUAAGAAAAUUGGAACUAGAGACUUAUUAUUAUUAUUAUUAUUAU